UUUCGUACAAAUUUGUGCGCAAAAUUGCAUGAUUUUAUACAAAUGAAUGCACAAAAAUGUUCAAAUCAACGCAGAAAAGAGUGCAAAAGAAUGAUUGCUUGAAUUCGUACAAAUUAAAGAUACAAAAACUAUAUUCAAUAUUAUUAUAGAAGGCGGGGUCCCCCGCCCGCAGCCCAGGGCCCAGCACCUCCAGAGGCGCGACCGGAGCGCGAGAUGGAUGUGGAUGAUGUCAGCGGGACCGGACCCACUGAGCGGCAGCAGGACAAGGCGGCCCUGCUCGCUGAAGCGCCGGGGGUGACCCGGCUGGCCAGGGUGUGGUGCGACGAGGACCCCGCCUGGAGCCUCCAGCUGCUGCAGCGCGCCGCGCCCACGCUGGAGCGGCUGGGUGUGGGCUGCGCCCUCGAGGCCCACCUGCGCGCGGUGCUCGCCAUGCCGCGGCUGAGGAGGCUGGAGGUGAUUUGUGAUGAUGGCCUGGUCGCCCAGCCCCCCGAGCUGCCCGCUCUGCCGCCGGGACACGCCGGCCUGCAGUGGCUCAGGGUGUUGUACCUCCCCCGCGCCACGUUACAGUCCCUGCUGCGGGCGCACGGCGGCACGCUGGAGGAGCUGGAGCUGGUGGUGGGCACGGCGGGGAGUGAUGGGUGGCCACACAGCUGCGGCGACCUGCACUCGCUGCUGCAGCAGAGCGGGCUGCGGGCGCUCAAGACGCUCGUGCUGUGGAGGGAAUCGGGCUGCAGCCACGAGCCAGCCGCCUGCUGGGAGCAGCAAGUCGAUGUGUUUCGAGUGCUGCCCGGGGUCAAGGUGCUCUGCGACGACUGUCACACCAUAGAGGUGUAUAGGGAAGAGGUCUAGGGGCGCAGCGCGCAGCGCAGGCCGGACUGAACACUGUUACGUGUGCAGGAAGCCAUUCUGCCAUCUGACGGGGGGUUACAUCGAUGAUGAAUGGGGAGUGGGAAGAGAGGGAGCGAGGGGCAUAAUUAAUCACGAGAUUAAUUACGUGUACAGAUAAACGCAUUUUUACUACAUUUCAAUAAACUGCGUUUUCGGGCCACCCUUCUUUUUA
Molecule: messenger RNA, 1060 nt
Organism: Frankliniella occidentalis (western flower thrips)
Lineage: Eukaryota; Metazoa; Arthropoda; Insecta; Thysanoptera; Thripidae
Exons: 2
Coding region: 214-849 (211 amino acids)
Source: RefSeq, a predicted model, not a curated record